Lineus longissimus is the source of this 7208-nucleotide messenger RNA. Its product is annotated as serine/threonine-protein kinase B-raf-like. Bases 24 to 2975 code for a protein of 983 amino acids. Gene Ontology annotation, molecular function: ATP binding; protein kinase activity. NCBI's taxonomy places the organism in Eukaryota, Metazoa, Nemertea, Pilidiophora, Heteronemertea, Lineidae. The record is from RefSeq and is a predicted model, not a curated record. Gene Ontology annotation, cellular component: cytoplasm. Gene Ontology annotation, biological process: Ras protein signal transduction; protein phosphorylation. The transcript is spliced from 16 exons.
UUUGGAACACUGGUUUCGUGAAAAUGCGGGAGAUACUCAUGUUACCCUCGUCCAAGACAAAUGUUGGCUUCCGUAAACAACGGAACGCGUGGAGGAAAGAGCUCCAUAUUUCCGAGCUCGUUCAGUAUUUCCGACUCCUCCAUGAGCGGAAACAGCAGGAAUACAAGCGUCGUACUCGGACAUGUCAGACUGAAAUGACACUGGAUAGAAAGAUCAAGAUUCAGUUACGCAACAUCCAAAAUGUGAUCCGCCUUACAAAAGAGAACUUGGAGGCUCUGAAUGCAGAGUUUGGCAAGCACCAGCAUCCACCAACGAUGUAUUUACAGGAAUAUGAAGGCCUCACAAGCAAAAUCCAUGAGCUGCAACUAAAGGAACAGAAACUGCAGGACCAGAUCGGAAGCUGUGAAGACCUAGAAAUACAACAAGAAGAAGAACGUCUUGUCGACGAACGCCUUCAUCAGUUGAUUCAUGAUCAGAACUAUGUGGAACCAGGCGGAGGGACAAUACCCCAUAAUAACAGCUCGACAAGCCUUGUUGGACUCAAGGAUGAUAUCACCAAUAGUCCCCAGAUGCCUCACAGAUCACCAAUGAAAGCCUAUGUUAAAGCAUUCCUACCUAAUCAACAGAAAACAACGGUUCCGGUCAAGCCAGGUAUGACCGUGGAGGAAGCGCUCUAUAAGGCCAUGAAACGACGUGAAUUGUCACCAGAAUUGUGUAUAGUUUACAGCACUGAACCAAGGGCAAUAAUCACGUGGAAUACCGAUUCUGCUGUCCUGGCUGGGAAAGAGUUAACGGUGGAACUAAAAGCUCAUUUCCUGCCCACCACUAGUAUAUCUCAUAACUUUGUUCGUAAAACAUUCUUUACUCUAGCAUUCUGUGACAGUUGUAGGAAGUUAUUGUUUCAAGGUUUCCGCUGCCAGACGUGCGGCUAUCGUUUUCACCAGCGUUGUGCCGAACACGUGCCAACGCUAUGUCAGCAAGGAACAGAAGAGGAUGUGUUUUAUAUGGCAAAGGGUGACCGACAUUAUGAUGAAAUGCGCGAGAAGGCCAGACAUGCCGCAUGGAAUGAAAUGUCGAGUCAUUACUGCAAUGUUCGGAGACCAGUGCGGUCCACGUCUGCACCAAACGUCCGCCACUCUUUGCCUCCGAAUCCCGAUCUUUUGGAAUAUUUGGAACGAUCGUUUGAAAGGUCUUACGAAAAGUCUCCUCUUGAACGUUCGUAUGAACAUGAGAAGUCACCCCUUGAGAGGUCUUAUGAGCGAUCGUAUGAAAAGUCACCCCUUGAACGCUCUUACGAGAGCUCAUAUGAAAAGUCUCCCCUUCAGCGCUCUUAUGAGCGUUCAUGUGAAAGAUCGCCCUUGGAACGAUCAUGUGAGAAGUCACCUCUUGAACGCUCGUAUGAGCGCUCAUUUGAUAAGUCAUCGCUUGAGCAGCACAUUCAUGAGAGAAGUAAUGAAAGAUUACGACCCCUGCAGAGGUCUUUGGAGAAGUUGAGUGAGCGAUUGGCGAAUGAACGCCCGCAUGAUCGGUUGCAUUUGCAGCGGUCGUGGGAAAGGUCCUAUGAGAGAGAGCAAGAAACUAUACCGGAGGCAAGGAGUCUGGACAGUGCAGAGUGGCCACGGCAAGGAGGUUGUACCGUACCACCUCAUGCCGCCCUAUUUCCUCAGAAGGAAUUUACGCGGCGCUACGCACAGUCCCACUGUAAUAACUUAGAUCUGAUGAUAUCAAACAGAUGUAACGAGGUGAAAAAACGGCAUGGCAGUGACUCGGCUCCCCAAACACGAAAACAUCAUAAUAUAUAUCCAACAAUACACAAAGGUCACAAUAUCGCCUCGUUGAUGCCGCCGAUGGUUGCAAACAUCCAGAGUCCUGGUGGAAGUCCAACAAAGCCGGUCAGUGCCACAGCGUCACCGACAAACAGUGUCCGCUAUCGAGUGCGGUCAAGUUCAGCUGAGACUGAACACAGGAGAAAGGUGCUUCCUCGACGGGACUCCAACGAGGACUGGGAAAUCCCAACAGAAGAAAUCAUCACCAGCCACAGGAUUGGCUCAGGAUCAUUCGGGACUGUCUACCGAGGUCACUGGCAUGGGCCUGUCGCUAUCAAGCGUCUCAACGUCACUGACCCUACGGAGGCUCAGAUGCAGGCAUUUAAGAAUGAAGUCGCUGUGCUGAGGAAAACUCGGCAUGUGAAUGUGUUAUUGUUCAUGGGCUGGACGUCGAAGCCUCAGCUAGCAAUUGUGACUCAGUGGUGCGAGGGUUCAAGUCUUUAUAAGCAUCUUCACGUCCUCGAGACCAAGUUUGAAAUGAUUCAGUUAAUAGAUAUAGCAAGGCAGACAGCACAGGGCAUGGACUACCUUCACGCCAAGUCCAUUAUCCAUCGAGACAUGAAGUCCAAUAACAUCUUCUUGCACGAUGACCUGACUGUGAAGAUCGGCGAUUUCGGUCUGGCCACAGUAAAAACGCGGUGGAGUGGGUCACAUCAGUUCCAGCAGACAACAGGCUCAAUAUUAUGGAUGGCCCCAGAGGUAAUCCGCAUGAAAGAAGACAACCCGUACACCUUUAAAUCUGACAUGUAUGCAUUCGGCAUUGUGAUGUACGAACUGAUGACGACUAUGUUACCUUACUGUCAUAUCAACAAUAAGGACCAGAUCCUGUUCAUGGUCGGCAAAGGCUACCUGCGACCUGAUAUGACAUUGGUCAGGAAGGACACACCUAAAGCGUUCAAGAGACUUUACCAGGACUGUAUCAAGUUUGCAAGGGAUGAGCGGCCACUCUUUCCACAGGUUUUGGCAUCGUUGGAGAAUUUGGUCAGGUCACUACCGAAGAUUCAUCGGAGUGCAUCGGAGCCGACACUUAACAGGACGCAUCCGCAAUCUGAUGACAUGGACUUGUCGUAUGUCUGUGCGUCACCAAAGACACCGAUAAACAGCCAGUAUGGAGCUUUCCCCUUCUUCUCAAGUGGAACAGCCUAUUAGGCACCCCUCAUUGUGUAGAAUGGACUCACCUUAUUGCUCAGCUAGACAGUGAUCUUGUUCGGUUCACUUUGGAUGUGAGGGGUGUUGGGUGCGUGGAGGAUCACUCACACUUGUGCAAGAUUUUGCUAACUAUACUGGGGUGUGUCCUCAUUGACUCCUUGCUUUGCUGGGGGGGGAUCGGUCUUCAUUGUUGGGCUACAUUGGGUGUUUGUGGAAUGUUUGUCAUACUCUGGAUAUAUUUCACAUUGAGUUUGCUCACGUUAGUGUCACUGGAGGAGAAAGUGUCGCCACCUAGCAUGAUGAUCGUAAGAUAUGGUCUGGUACGAUAGAUGUGUUGGUUGAACAUGAGGUCAGUGAGGUCACAUCACAUUAGAAUAUGGUGCUUUAAAUGGUGUAAACAUCAAGGUUUAGAAACGUAGAAAGUGCUGGCCUUCAGAAUCGUGUUCAUGUGUUAUUUCACUUUUUGCUGGUAAACCUGUACAUUUUAAUGUCCUAUAGAGAAUGUACUGGUAACUUGUACACUUUAAUGUCCUACAGAGAGUUUUACACCAGCAACUGGUUAUCCAUCUUUUGAUGUAGAAUAAGACAAUUUCCUGAAACAUCUCUGGUAGUUGUGGUUAACCGUAUCUGAAAGGUCCUACAUUGUAGGUUAGACUAAAGUGAUGUUAAUAACAAAUGCAAAGACCCCAUUCUUCCUUGUAUAAUGAAAUAAAGUGUCUUUUUAUUCAAUACGAAACAUUGAAUGAUAAUAAUACAUAACAAGAGUUGGGGUUAUACCUUCAUAUCAGACAAAUGUAACCAAUCUGGUCCAAGUGUUGCCUCAUGAAUAGUAAAAUGUUUCUGCUAACAAAAAUAAGGCCAUUGUAUAUCAGACAUCGCCUCUGUCUCCUUAUGGAGGGAUGCUGGACUCGUUUAACCCUGCCAUACCUACAGCCCAGUCAGACAUAUUUGAACAACGGUGUAUGCUCUCAGUGUUUCAUACAACUUGAAUCCAGCAAAUUAGAGAAAACUGAUGCAUGUUUUCUGAUCACACUGUUGUGCACUUGGUGGUUACAUGAAUCUGCAGAUAGCAUCAGAUUAGCCCAGCUUGUCUGAAGUUUAGUAGCUCACUAAUAGUGCUAACUACCUAUUUUGUCGUCCAGUGUCCAUCUUAGAUAUGGUGCUAACUUCUCUUCAAAGAUGUGGAUAUGUGGACAAUAAAAAUCUAAAAAGAACAAAUCAUUUUUCCACUGAUACUUUCAAAGGCUUUUGGCUCUGUGAAAACUUGUCUCUGGUUGGGUGGUCAUGAAACACUACCAAGUUGUUUCAAGAUUUAAAACUGCUGUAGGCAUGGUGGGGUUAAACUGGAACUUUUUUGUGAAUAUUUCUUGCAUAUAGGCAUGCUCUGUACAGAAUCGCGCUAAUGCAACCUCUAUGUUUAUAAUUGUACUAUAAUAUGAUACUUAACUGUUAUGUACAUUUUAUUUAUCAUCAUGUAAGUAGGACCUGUUUUGUACCUGUAACAUAUUGUAUUUUCACAGUCAUUUUUUGCUGAUCUUUAAAUCAUAUUUGGUCUGUGUCUUUAUGCGGUUGUAUCAAUAUGAGAUGUCGUCUGCUGUACAGUAGGUGUUGUAUGGUUCAAAAUGCAAAAAAAACGUCACGGCACAACUCAACCUACAUGUAUCACUUCUUGAUGGAAUUAUAAAUUAAAAGACCGUGCUUGUCAACUUAUUUGUCAUGGAAAUCAGUGUCUGUUAUGUAUGCACUUGGCUGAAUUUGACCACUUGAACUUGUCAAACUAUUCGAGAGAGAGAAAAAGACUUUGGAAAAUACAGGUUUUUGAAACGUUCUGCCCACUCUUCUCCCUUGGUACACUUGUACAGAACAGAUAGUCCCGAAGCAUGCUGCUGCUUGUACAAAUCAGAGAAAUGAAGUGAGUCUAAAUGGGGGGAAAAUGUAUAAAUAUGGCUCGUUGGGGGAAAGAAUGGAUCUGGUAGACUUUUCUUGCUUAGAUUUGGCUGCAUAGGAAACAUCUCAACUGAUAUGCAGCUCUCUUCACUGACUCUCCUUGAUAAGUCUCUGUUCUCGGGUUAACGAGAAUAAUCGGUAGAAUUUCAGUGUUUUAAUACUCUGAAUCAUUUUAUACCAAAAUGAAGUUGUGCCUGUCAGUCUGCCUAAGGUGACACUGACAAUCCCUGUGAUUCUAUAACCUAUUUCAUGAAUAUGCUACACAAACCUUUUCCUUGUCAUUUUCUAUCAUUUUCUUUAGAUUCCUCAAAUCCUGUUGGGUUCAAAAUCCCUCUUUUGAUGGAUCCAUAUUUCUUUAUGCUAAUUUCAAUACUUGAAACCAAUUUCCAUCCAAAUAAGAAGAGUGUGUUCCUAUCACAUUUUAUGAGACAUUGUAAAUAGCUCCCUUUUACAUUUGUAAAUUUGAUGGCCAGGCGGCUACAUUAAGAUUUGUCUUGACGACCUGUAAAAAUGACGAUGAUGUGGAAUAUGUUUCUCAUGGAUGGAAGAAUUUGGCCCAUCCUUUGCAAGUGUGAAGCUUAUACAUACAUGGAUGUAGUUGAGAAGAUCAUGUUAAACAACACAGGGCUCAAGUGCUUAAUGCAAGUAUCAAUUCGUGUCUUGUACCCCCCCCUCCUCAAGGGUACGACACCUUAUCACCCUAUAACGACAUCUUAAGGCUCUAGCAUCACCCUUUUUUCACCAAGGCUACUUUUUCUUUCGUCAAGACAUCACCAUCAACAAUAUAUCAGUUGUCACCAUCAUAUAAAGUAACCGGACUAAUUUUACUGGGUAAGGCUGUAUGUUCGACAAGACAUCGACACAUUAGCAUCCUUAUUCUUUCCAGCUUCGCCAAAUUUUCACUGAAGGAAAUAUAAACACUACUCAAGCAUCGGCAAGUGGUGAUAGCUCAACUACGCUUGAGGAGGGGGGGUACAAGAAACGAAUUGAUACUUGCAUAAAGGGCUGCACGGUUCGUGGUCUUUGGAUUUUCUUGUGCAACAGGUAAAAAGGAACAAACACCUCACAUUUGAUAAUAAGGCGUAACCAUGUUGUUAAUCUCCACAAUACUAAUGGAUUUGGCUAAGGUGACAUUGUCUUUGCUGCGAUACCUUCUAGACUGGUAUUGUAUAAUAACCCAGUAAAUUGGUGGCGGGGUGAACUAACUAAAUGAACUUUUGGACGCCCAUGCCAAAUCCUGGUAUUUCAGCAUUUAAUGUCUGUUCCACCUAUGGACUGAUUAAGGUACUAGUUCAGCCUCACAGAGCAGAAAAUAUUGUAAAUAUCUUUCAACAUCAGUUAUAGUUGUUGUUGUUGGAGUCUAACUCACGGCACGGGGUGAAGCUUUAAUGCUUCUUUGACUGUAAAUAACUCUUUCCAUAGAUUCUCCUUUCUAAAUGAUUUCUAGGAGUUUCAUCUGGAGCCGCCUUCUGUGAAAUGUAUAGUUUGUCUUAUGUUCUGGACAGAAGAACUGCUUUGUUUAGUCAUUAUUGUACAGCAUUGCUGUAAACUUUCAAUAUAAUGGAGUCAGGAAAGAAAAUCUUUCUGGUUGUUUAACACCAGUGGUAUCACUUUAUCCCGAGGGGUGUGACGGGGAAUAGCUUUUGAAACAAAUUUCGCCAAGUCGAGAUGAAACUGGAACGAUCAUAAAAGUUGUUCAUGAGAAAUGCUAUCAUUUUAACAGUGAUUUGACUGAUCUUGACAAACUCUCAAGCGCCUCAUUGAAGGUUUGCACCAAAAACGUUUCUGGGCGACUUGGUGAAGUCAGUUUCAGAUGUUUUCUCCAGCACAUUCAGUCUAAAUGGUCCACAGUCAAUUUUAAUCAUUGUUCACUAUGUACAGCGUUAUAUAUCAUUGACAACAGUGCAGUCUCAUAAUGUAUCGUUGUCUUGAUUGAAAUUAACCCUGCGUAGACUAGGAGUGUCUCCUGUAUUGUAUAAAGGAACAGAAGGAAAAAUCGGCCUAUCUAUCGGGUCACAAGAGAUGUGAUCCGCCAUUUUUUUAUAUCAAAAACACUUUAUCUCCGUUGAUCUUCAAAUGGAUCAAAAAUUCUUAUGCCUAGCCCUGCAAUCUGUAGAUUUUUCUAUUUUUCGGAUCUUUUUUGAGUGAACUCCUCGGUUGACGAAGGGUUAAUAUGCUUGACGCUAACAGUUGUGUACUUUCACUUCUUCCACCUCCAAACAUUGUUUGUAAUCAUCAAGUCAGUGUAAUAAAUAGACUCCGCCUUGUGUGUAGAUGUUAAAUUGG